AUGUAUAACUCUAUCAUCAAGGCGGUGAGGAAAACCAUAUCCGCUGAGAAGAAUAGGUUUGAGAAUGAUACAUAUGACUUGGACCUCACAUAUAUAUGCGAGCGAGUAAUAGCAAUGUCAUUCCCAGCAGAGGGCGUGGAAAGUGCCUACCGCAACUCUAUACAUGAUGUGGCACAGAUGUUGAACGAACAUCACUUUGACCAUUAUAGGAUAUAUAACCUCAGCGAGAGGAAGUACGACUACAACCUGUUCAAUGGCAAUGUGCAUGAUUGGUGCGGCUUUCCAGACCACCACGCACCGCCUCUGGCACUGAUGUUCAAGACGGUGAUAUCUAUAUACAAUUAUCUGCAGGAGGAUCCAUUCAAUGUGGCCAUCGUGCACUGUCUGGCAGGCAAGGGACGCACGGGCACCACCAUCUCGGCACUGAUGAUGUACGCUGGAUUGUUUGAUAAUCGUGAGGAUGCCAUGCGAUACUUUGCCGUGAAGAGAUCGUCCAACAACUUUGGAAUCACUGGUCCCAGUCAAAUACGAUACAUCCACUACUUCUCUGACAUCUAUCAUGGCAACCAAGUGCCCAACGAAGAGCCCAUAUUCCUUCGUUGUAUAACAAUGAACACAAUCCCAAAGUUCUUUAUGGGACCAAUGAAACAAGGAAUAUGCCCUGUUCUAACGAUAUACUCGGCAACACAGAAGGGUCUGCGGAUAUUUAGUUCGGCACCAGAUGGCGAGACGAAAGAGACGAGGACUUAUGUGGCAGGUCCAGCACAGUUGGUGUUUGAGGUACGCAAGGUAGUCCGUGGAGACAUAUUGGUAGUGCUGUCCAACGUCACUCCAUUCUAUCGCGUCGAGCAGAUCUGUCGAUUCAACUUCCACACGGGCAUGUUCCAGUUGCCCAACCUCAUACUCUACAAGACCGAUCUGGACGGAGCCGAAGGCGACAAACGAUUCUCCAACGACUUUCAUCUCAAACUGGAGUUUGAGCGGCUGACGACACCGCUACCAAACAACCAGUUGCAAAUGUAUCAAAAGGAGAUCAAGAAGGAGAAGAAGUGGAUCAAUAUGAGCAGCAGCAUGGCAAACAACACGAAUAGUUUCCGAACGAGUAGUGGCAGCAAACAGAACAAGACUGGCUCAGUUCUAUUCUUCCCGACAAACAACGCAGAGAAGAUCAAGUUGGCAAAGGAUGUCGUGUCCAAGCAGGGCACGAUCUGUGUGCGCAGUGGCUAUCUGAUGAAGAAGGGACACAAGAUCAAGAGUUGGCGACGUAGAUGGUUUGUGUUGCGCGAUGGCACACUGUCAUACUUCAAGUCGCCCAAGGACUCUGCGCCCGCUGGAACCAUCCCACUGGCAGACAUCGAGCACCUGAUCCUGGACGACGAGUCACUGGCGCGCGAGGGCUACUCACACAUCUUUCAGAUCGUCACGGUCAAGAAGAUCUUUGUGAUUGCAGCCGAGAAUGAGGGCGACUAUGAAGAGUGGACCGAGAUGAUUCAGAAUGCCAAGUUGGCCGUUCAAGAGGCCGGCCGACUGUUUAUCGAGGUGAUCGAUGUCAAGUACUCGAUCAGUGACGACAUUGAUAGCACUGGCAAUCUGACUGGACCAGUAUCCGAUCGAUCAGACAUUGAUUUGAUCACCUACCUGACGGUGGGCAUGGGCAAGAAGAAGGAUGUGACGGCGCAGGUGGCGACCAAGCUCAAUCCGACAUUUCAGUAUGCCGGAGACUUUGUCGUGUAUGAUCAGCCACAGGACCUGGUAGUUGGAUUCUGGUUCCGAUCAUCAAUGCUCGAGGUCAAGGAUACGUUGGUGGCCGAGUUACACAUACCAUACACUGCACUGAGGAACAGACCAUUGAGAACAGAUUAUCGACGAUUCAACCGUGUAUAUACAUCAUUCCUAUCAAACCUAGAGAUAAGGAUUGGAACAUCAUACAAGUCAACUGAUGAUAGUAGUAAUAGUAAUAGUAGUAAUAAUUGCACAAGUAGUAACGAACAACAAUCAAGAUCAUUCGGAGGAUAUAGAUCAAUACAACCAGAUACACAGACUCGCAAGUUUGAUAACCUGAUAGGCAAGAGUAGGACCAAUAGUUUGAAUCAAGAACAAUGUCAACAGCGUUACAGUCAUUCAAUCAUUACAACCGACCUAUCACUAUCACUCAACAGCAUCAACAUUAGCAACGAAGAGAACAACCACAACAACAACAACAACAACCGAGAAGAUAACAAUAAUGAUGAGGAGGAUAUAUCUAUGACGAUGACCAAGAACCAACAGGUCAUACUGAAUGGCAUGUCACCAGACUCUUUAUUCCUAGAGACGAUACAUCAACAACUGGAGGAUGUAGGUGAUGAUCUCGACUUGUACGAUAGCAUUGAGAGCACACACAUCAUAGAGGAGUUUGAAAAGGUAUAA
Acytostelium subglobosum LB1 is the source of this 2406-nucleotide messenger RNA. RefSeq lists its product as hypothetical. NCBI's taxonomy places the organism in Eukaryota, Evosea, Eumycetozoa, Acytosteliales, Acytosteliaceae. Gene Ontology annotation, biological process: protein dephosphorylation. Gene Ontology annotation, molecular function: protein tyrosine phosphatase activity; phosphatidylinositol-3,4,5-trisphosphate 3-phosphatase activity. The record is from RefSeq and is a predicted model, not a curated record. The transcript is spliced from 5 exons. The coding region runs from base 1 to 2406 and encodes 801 amino acids. Gene Ontology annotation, cellular component: cytosol.